Chaetomium fimeti is the source of this 2928-nucleotide messenger RNA. RefSeq names its product carbon-nitrogen hydrolase. Gene Ontology annotation, biological process: protein modification process; protein catabolic process. Gene Ontology annotation, molecular function: protein-N-terminal asparagine amidohydrolase activity; protein-N-terminal glutamine amidohydrolase activity. Lineage: Eukaryota; Fungi; Ascomycota; Sordariomycetes; Sordariales; Chaetomiaceae. The transcript is spliced from 3 exons. The record is from RefSeq and is a predicted model, not a curated record. Bases 126 to 2846 code for a protein of 906 amino acids.
GCAAUGGCCCGUCAAUAUCAACAUUGAACGUCGAAUAACCUAAUCUUUGGGCUGGAUCGUGUAGACCUGCUUGGUUGCUGCCAUCGAGUGGAGGUUGCCUCGAGACAGUUCUCCGUUCUGCCAUCAUGAAGAUUGCUUGCUUGCAAUUCGACCCCCAAGUCGGUGACGUCGAUGACAACCUCAACCGCGCCGAUGCCGUCCUCGACAAGAUAGACCCCGAGGAUCUCGACAGCAUCGACUUGCUUGUCCUGCCCGAGCUCGCUUUCAGUGGUUAUAACUUCAAGUCAUUGCAGCACAUCGCCCCCUGUCUCGAAGAGGCUGGCUCGGGUAUCACUUCUCUUUGGGCGCAGACCACUGCACUCAAGCACGACUGCACCGUCGUCGUGGGAUAUCCGGAGAAGGUGGACGUCUCGGAGAACUGGCCGGCAUCCCCUGAGUAUUACAACUCGGCUCUUAUCAUCAACGGCGAUGGAGACACCGUCGGCAACUACAGGAAAUCUUUCUUGUUCUACACCGACGAAACUUGGGCUCUGGAGGGCGGCAGUGGAUUCUUCAAAGGCAACAUUGACGGACUUGGAAAUGUCGCUUUGGGUAUCUGUACCGAUCUCAACCCUUACAAACUCGAAGCUCCCUGGGAGGCCUUUGAGUUUGGUUUCCACGUCAUGAAAGCGCAGGCAAACGUGGUGAUAGUGUCCAUGGCCUGGCAGACACAUCAGGAUCCCGGCUUAUUCGGCGCCAACCCCGCGGAACCCGAUAUCGAAACACUGGUCUACUGGGUCCAGCGACUCGAGCCCCUGAUUCACGCAGACCAAGAGGAGGAGGUUAUCGUCGUCUUUUGCAACAGGACCGGCUCCGAAACGGAAGCCACAUACACGGGUACAAGUGCUGUCAUCGGUAUCAAAAAGGGCGAGGUGUUCGUCUAUGGAGUUCUUGGGCGUGGGGUGGACGACUUGCUCAUCGUUGAUACGGACCAUCCGCCCAUGAGCAAGCUCACUGAUGCCGACGCCGUAAAGAGCGACGAGUAUCCCACCGAGGCGCCCGCCUUGGAUGUGGAGGACGACUUGCGGACGCACCGAAUCCCGGACGAUACCCUGAUCGGAGAAAGACAAGCGUACCCAUGCUAUCCUGCCGACUCUGGGGUCGGUGUCGAACUCGAUAGUCCCCAACAACCAACCUCUCCCAAGCUACCCUGGCUCGCACAAGUCCCCCAGCCGGGUGAAACUCCCACGGACACCCGCUCACCGACCCGCCUGCAAAUCCCUACCCGGCCCCAGUUCGACGAAUACGUUACCAUUGACAGUGCCAUCUCAGAUGAUAUCAUAAUCGACACGCCGGCCGUGGGAGAUACCCCGGCCCUCGAUAGACGGCAAUUCCGCCCCAAACUAGCAGUUCCAUCAUCGCCGUGGAGGUUUCCCACUAAGCAGAGCCCGUAUCCCUGGCACCACCAUGACGGGUCACACUCUUCGGUUUUUGGUGGCGGGGCUGCCAUGACACCCAUUACGCCGUUUGACGAGGACGGCUGGAGCUCGACGCCGAUCGAGCAGAAGGCCCCGCCCCAGUGGUUUUGGAAGCAUGAACCAACACUGUCGGCUUUGAAGGAGUCGAUCGUGGAAGAGGAUGAGGAUGAGGAGGAGCCAAACGAAUCACCGGACACAAGGAUGCCGCAUUCCGGAACGGAAACCAAACUGGAGCCAACGCAGUUCGAGACUCAAAAUACUGUUUCCGAGAGCGACGACAGAAAAGCAGAUGGUGAGGCGGAAGAAUUUGAUCCAGAGCCAGACACCGCACCUCUGAAUGACUGGGCCGAACUCGCCGGCGUCUUGGGAGGACUAAAAGCACGACCUGGCUCAGCAUUCGAUUUCAAAUCGUCCCGCGACGACAGGCCCAGCUCGCCCAAAUCGCGAUACCCGCCUCGAACCUCAAGUCCAUUUCAGCUUUUUCAACCAUCUGAGUUGAGCUAUGGAGAGCAGGAACAGACCGCGUGGGGAACGCUUGAUUCAGAUCCGCCACGAUCAGUGGCUGGGGACAUCUGGGACGACGGUGACAAUGAUAGAGGCGGGGGUACGUUGUUUACAUUUGCCAGGCCGUCUAGCGGGGCAGAUCACAGAUCAUCCCAGAGGAGCUAUUCGUUCGACAACCCCAGCGGCAACCGGGGCCACGGUGAGUGGGCAAGCAAACGUCAACCAUCCCGUCUCCGGCACGCCAUCUUCGCGGAGGAGGCUGCGGAGGAUGAGCCAGACUACGACUCGGACGACUACAGCCCCAGGCAUAUCAGCAUAAGCCGCGGGAGACAACCCAACUCCCAGCCCUCUCCCGCCCUCGACCAGCCGAGCCCUGUUCGUGAGAGUUACCCAGACGCAUACCCAAACAAGGACAACAACCCGCCGCCCCCCCGUGACAACGACUCAGGCUGGCCACUACACCCCAACCCUAACACCAACACCAGCGACCCCGCCCCAUCCAAAACCCAACAACAAACACCGCACCAAAACAGAGACGACCACCUCUCCCCCCUCUCCAUCGACCCAACCCUCGACAUGCACCACCACCAAAACACAGCCACAGCCACACCCAGCCUCUGCUCAGCAACCUCAGCAACAUCAACCACCUCGGUGUCGACAUUCGCCGACCACCCGGGCGUUGGGGAGCCACCCAGUCUGCCGCGGGCAGACGCCGGCGCCUGGUUGGAUGAUGAUGCACCAGUUAGGUUUCGGGAGUAUGGAGGCGGCGGUGGCGGUGGUGGUGGUGGUGGGGAGCCGGGUGCUGUGGUGCUGGCUGGGGAGGGCGGGGAGAAGGUUGGGGAGGUUUGGUUUGGAAGGGAGGGGCUGCCUGCACGGGGGUGUUAACUAGUGGUUGGGUUGGGAGUGGGUGGUGGUGAGGUGGUGGGUUUCGUAGGUGUUUUUGAGGUGGCGGGGGGAUGGGGUGGGG